This is a messenger RNA of Vollenhovia emeryi, 4123 nucleotides long. RefSeq names its product protein kinase C-binding protein NELL1-like. Gene Ontology annotation, molecular function: calcium ion binding; protein binding. The coding region runs from base 116 to 3520 and encodes 1134 amino acids. The transcript has 14 exons. The record is from RefSeq and is a predicted model, not a curated record. Lineage: Eukaryota; Metazoa; Arthropoda; Insecta; Hymenoptera; Formicidae.
CCUUAGCGAGAGCGUGGACGUUAAGUGCGCGGUAUUUAUUUUAAAUUACAUAAUAGAUGACGAGUAUAUAAUAAGAAGCUGAAGAGUGUGCGAACAAUCGUAAUGCGAUUAUAAAAUGACUAUGUCGUCUCACGCGUUGAGAAGAACAGUGUCGUCUUGGUGCUUUCUCAUUUUUGUAACAAUAGUGACUGGACAGUUAAAGACUGGAAACCUUUACAGACAGGAAGAUGCCUCGAAGCUGUCUGGAACGACGAAUAAGAAAGAGGAAGAGACGGCGGUAUCUUCGGUCACAGAAGGAACUACCGUAGUCCUCGGCACGAGAACAAGGACAGGAAGCGAUCCUGGAGGAGGUAUAGAUCUAUUAACAGCCCUGCAGCUUCACAAUACUACUCGACAGGGCGUUACGCAGGUGCCGGGUCUGGUUAGACUGAGACCAGCCUAUUAUCUUCAGGGCGAGGAGAGGGAGCUCCGACUGAACGAGGAGAACUUCGAACGGGCGGCCGCGCUACUCCGGCGGGUUCCGGAAUUCACUAUAGCCGCCGCGCUGCGCCAGGAGGAGGCCAAUUCCGGGACGAUCGUCGCCUUUUCGCACGGGAACAAUAGGUACUUGGAGCUGCAGAGCAGCGGACGUAAGGACGAGCUUCGACUUCAUUACGUAUCACGCCGCGACGGAACCGUACACGUCGAGGCGUUUCCUUUCCGACUGGCCGACGGCGUCUGGCACAGGGUCGCCCUGAGCAUAAGCGGCUCGCAGGUCGAGCUGCUGGUCGACUGUCACCCCUUGUACAGGCGGCUGCUGAGACCUGGUCCACCCGACACCAAUUUCACCCUGCCGCAGCUCCAGCUCUGGGUAGGACAGAGGAACGUCAGGCACUUUCUCUUCAAGGGUGCUUUGCAGGACGUCAAGUUAAUAGCAGGACCUCACGGUUAUCUUUCCCAGUGUCCUCAGCUCGACUCAUCCUGCCCCACAUGCGGUCAAUUUUCGAUAUUACAGAAUACCGUGGAACAACUGAUGCACAAUCUCAAUGACUUAACUCGUAGGCUAGCCGCUGCAGAGGGCAGGAUAAGCAAAGUGGAGGAGUGCGAGUGCCAAAAGUCCUGUAGGGUGAACGGUACCGUCCACGAGGACGGCGCGACCUGGAUGAAGGGUUGUCAGCAUUGUUCCUGCAUCCACGGCGAGGUCGAGUGCAGGCCGAUGCCCUGCGUUCCAGUCGCCUGCAAGCAUCCUGUCACUCGUGAGGGAGAAUGUUGCCCGACUUGUCUCAGACAAUGUUACUUGCACGGCGUAAUUUACGAUCACGGCGAGAAGGUCUCACCGAAGCAGUGCCUCGAGUGCAACUGUUCCGACGGUGUCUUCACCUGCAAGAGAAUCGACACUGACACCCAAUGCCCACCACUGCCGUGUCCACCCAGUCAGCAAAUCAGCGUGGCGGAGGAAUGCUGCAAGUUUUGCCCAGGGGUGAACUACUGCGCGAAGGGCCACAACUGUCACCCUAACGCAGCCUGCGACAAUCUCGACACAACCUACACCUGCAGUUGCAAUCCGGGUUUCCAAGGGGACGGUUUUAACUGUCACGACGUGGACGAAUGCAAGGAGAAAGGUGGAUCGGGUCAUCAUUGCAACGCGAACACGAAGUGCGUCAACGUGUUGGGUUCUUACACGUGCGAGUGUCUUCCGGGUUACUAUAGAACGACCAGCUACAAGUGCGCCGACCUGGACGAGUGCGCGACUGGUCAGCACUUGUGUGACGAGCACGCCACAUGUGUGAACACUAACGGUAGCUACUACUGCAUCUGCGAGGACGGCUAUAUCGGCGACGGCUUCACAUGCAAACCCGUGUGCAAUCAGACUUGCCAGAACGGUGGCGAAUGCGUGGCACCCGGAAGGUGUUCCUGUCGGCGCGGUUAUAUCGGCAAUAGCUGCGAACUCGACCUGGACGAGUGUGCCAGCGAUCUGCACCGGUGUCAUCAGUCGUCCACGUGUUUCAACAUGCCCGGGUGGUAUUACUGCCGGUGUAAAUCUGGCUACAGGAGCGCCCUGCACGACAGUACCCAGGGCACGCAAUGCGUCGACAUCGACGAGUGCAACAAUCUAACAAUCGAGAGGAGGCACACGUGUCAUCCUACCGCGACAUGCGUCAACACCGUGGGCAGUUAUGAGUGCGUGUGCCCGCCGACGAAGGACCUGGACGAGUCCGGAAAAGAAUGCAGACUCAGUUGCUGGUUCGAAGAUCGUGAAGUUAACAAUGGCGAGAUUCUGGCGCCGUCCGGAAAUCCUUGCAGGAGAUGCGUAUGCCAAGACGGUGUGAUCACUUGCAAGGAUCCCGUAUGUGACUGCAGCGCACCGGGAAGUCACAGGGACAAGUGUUGCCCUCAAUGCAAUCCCGCCGCGUCGUGCAGGCACCAGGAACUCCACAACCUAGUCUUCAGAAGCGGAGAACGUUGGAUAUACCAGUGUCAGACUUGCGAGUGCCUGUACGGCGAAAUAGACUGCUGGCAGAUGGAGUGUCCACCGGUGACCUGCUCGAAUCCCGUGACCGAGGAGGGCGACUGCUGCCCGCGCUGCGAGGACGAUCCCUGCGCUCGUGAGGUGCCGGCGAACGGCACCUCGUUCACGGUUCCUAGUCGUCCCCAGCCGUGCAGCUACGCCGGUAUCGUCCACGACAGCGGCAGCUCCUGGCAGGACCCCCACGACAAGUGCACCACGUGCGAGUGCAAGGUGCCGUACUGCGCCCAAUUGGACGGGCAGCUUUGCUGCAGCUACGAUUACGGCUGCGCUGGCGAUCUGGGCGACGACAAGCAGCAACAUUAUCCAGUCGCUGUUCCUGAGCCUUUCGUACGCCAUCCACCAGACCCUGCGGUCCAGUCGCUGGUCAACGGUGCACCGGAAGCAGCUCUACCAGCGGUCACCGGCACACCCGGCACCACACGCACCAUCACCACCACCACCACCACUUCCGUCGCGAGCACCACUUCCCCCGUCUCGUCGCCCUCGCACUACUCGUCAUCCUCCAGCAUCAGCAACGGCAACCCCCACGAUCUCAGGCAAGGUCACGCGACGGACUCGCACAUCUCGGUCAUGCCGCAAGCUCAGCAGGACAUGGCCUAUCACGCCAUCAGGUCGCAACAGCAGCAACGGCAGCAGCAAGUAUCGUCGACGACGAGACACCAACAGUCCGUCGGAGGCUCGACGACGUCGUCAACGGCAUCGGAACUGUCCGCGGCGCCGUCGGCGACGACGCCGCCGCCCGCGACGCCCGUCGGUGGCAGGUCGACGUCAUCGCGACGCGGCUCGUCGUCGAACACCGUCAAUCACCGUGGCAGUGCCGCCACCGCCUUCUCCUCUUCCUCGUCGUCAUCGUCGUCGUCGUCGUCGCCGACUCUCGCAGUGGUCCUGGCAACCUCAACGAACGAGGAGCCCAAUCUACCGCCCGCGAGCGUCCCUGCGCAAAUCCGCCAGCUGGUCGGUCGCCGUCGCAAGGACAGCAGGAAAUCCAUUGUCCUUGACAGCGCCACUUGAGGGCCGUGGAUUUAGAGGAAGAUAGAAAAGAACGAACUCGACACACUUGGCAAGGCAUUCCAGAGGGGAAACCCGAGGAGUCUCCCAGUCGUCCGACGCGCGUUGCCCGUUACAUCGUCGACAGAAAAGGGAAAAAUGAAAGCUCGACAGAACGCGAAGAUGAGAAGGAGCUGGCGGACCGUUGGCGGUACAGCCGACAUUCGCGGAGGAUCGGCGUCGCCGCGUUGAGGAAGAUUCGUUCCUCUCUCUCUCUCUCUGGAGCCUGUUCCCGGAAUCCGUGUCCGGCGAUCCCGAGGAAUAAUGCUCCGUCAACGGAGCUAGAUCGAUGAUCGCCUCGCUGACCCUUGGCCCUAGUCCCGCUAGGCUCCAGGUUCUAACGCCAAGAUCGAGAUCACCAGUACUAUCGAUAGCUCGUGUCGUUUGCGAUCGAGUCGUUUGCGGGUCAAAUCACGUAGUCGCUAUUGACAUCCGGACCUAGAACAGCCGCGGGCCGGGCUUACGGCUGAGAGCGCGUACGCGUCCAGGACGUUCGCUUUUCCGCUUGAAUCGCUCGCUCGAGCUGCGGUGACCUUCUUCGCCUUUGAUCGCCGUCACCAGACGAGC